CAGGCUGACGUCAUCCAAUGCGACGCCCCCUGAAGCCACACUGCCACCGUCUCGCUUUGGAAACACUGUCAGAAGUGUGACCGAGUUCAGAAAGAAUCUCAAGAGGCAGACAAGAUAAAGAAGAUGCCAAAAAUGUAUCCAGCUGGCCAGAAGAGUUUAUAGAAAGAAUGUCAACGUGAAGAGGAUGUCUCUGAAAAGAGGAACAAAAGAAAGGGUAGGACUAACAUUCAGAGACCCGGCAAAAUUAUAAACCGUAUCAAGCUGAAAGACUGUAAUCCUCAAUAUAUGGACCCAGAUGAAGAUUUAAACAGAUUGGGCUCCAGUUUGGGCAGACGCUGCUCCUUGAAGGACAGUAAUGCCCACAAGCCGUCGGAAUCCUCGAAGACUAACACAGUGAGGCACAAGAAGAAAUUGUGUCCAAAUCAAACUGGAGAAGAGAUAAAGAAGAAGAUGCCAAAAAUGUAUCCAGCUGGCCAGAAGAGUUUAAAGAAAGAAUGUCAACGUGAAGAGGAUGUCUCUGAAAAGAGGAACAAAAGAAAGGGUAGGACUAACAUUCAGAGACCCCGCAGAAUUAUAAACCGUAUCAAGGUGAAAGACUGUAAUCCUCAAUAUAUGGGCCCAGAUGAAGACUUAAACAGAUUGGGCUCCAGUUUGGGCAGACGCUGCUCCUUGAAGGACAGUAAUGCCCACAAGCCGUCAGAAUCCUCGAAGACUAACACAGUGAGGCCCAAGAAGAAAUUGUGUCCAAAUCAAACUGGAGAAGAUUUUCAAGAGAAUGACAACUUGUCCUCUCUUCAGGGUCGUCCACAAAGUAAACAACCUGACAAGAAUAGGAAGAAAGUGGCAUCGGCAACAAAGGACUUGGUAACGACCUCACAGCACCCUAGAUUUCAGCCCAUUGUGAAGCUAACAAGGAUCGAUGCCAUCAAAUCUCAAGGAGUGUACAAUAUAAAUCCAAUCCGCCAACAGUGUGUGCGAACAUUUAAAUACAAAUUGAAUUCUAAAGAUAAUGGAGGGAUUCAUGGGAGGAAGAAACUGUAUCACUGUCCUGAAGGUGGGAAACAAUUCUCGGAUAGUCACAUGCCUACGAAACGCAGAGAAGAUAAUACAGGGAAGGAGCCAUACCACCAUUCUAAAUGUGUUAAGAAGUUUUCAAAACACAGCCAUACCACAACUCCCAUUGUAGAGAAACCAUAUUUGUCUAAACGUGGCAAACGAUUCUCACAAGUGAGCCACCUUCAGAUACACAUUAUUGGUCAUGAAGGACAGGGUUUAUGUCGUUGUCCAACAUGUGGUAAACAUUUCUUUAACAGGAGCAGUCUUUUAAAACACAAAAGAAUUCACACUGGAGAGAAACCAUAUCGUUGUUCUGAAUGUGGCAAACGGUUCUCACAAACAAGCCAUCUUCAGCCACACAUGAGAAUGCACACAGGAGAACAGCCAUUUUCCUGUUCUGAAUGUGGCAAACGGUUCUCACAAACAAACGCUCUACAGACACACAUGAGAGUGCACACAGGAGAACAGCCAUUUUCCUGUUCUGAAUGUGGCAAACGAUUUUCAGGUAGCAGUAAUCAUCUGAAGCAUUUAAGAGUUCACACUGGUGAGAAGCCCUAUUGCUGUCCUGAAUGUGGCAAAAGAUUUUCCAACACAAGCAAUCUUCUGCGUCAUGCAGGAGUCCACAAUAAAGACCAUCCUUAGGCCUGUUCUGAAUGUGGCAAGAAAUUCUCACAAAGAGGCCAUCUUCGUAAACAUGUAAGAACACACAUUUGAUAGAGACCAUACUCAUUUCCUGAUUGUGACAAACUAUUCACAGGUAACAGCAGCCUUUAUAGACACAACAGAAUUCAUUCUGGAUUAAGGCCAUAUUGUUGCUCUGAAUGUGGCAAGCGAUUCAUAUAACCCUGCAGCCUUCAACAACACGUGAGAACUUACACAGGAGAAAAGCCAUACCGUUGCUCUAAGUGUGGAAAAACAUUCAUACAGUACAGAAAACCCCUCUUCAGGGACACAUGAAAAUUCAUGCUAAAAAGGCAAAGUCCAAAGAGACUGUAAAUAACAAAAAGAAAAAUCUGAAAUAAUUCAGUCGGGUGUGGAAAGAAAAUUGGAAUUGCUCUGCUAGUUGGUUACACAGAAUGCGAUUGACAAAAAUUGGCAGACUCAUUUAGGCAACGCUGCUUAUUAAUUUACUGUAAGUGGCUUUUGCACUAAUGACUAUUGCAUAUUGUACAUAGGUCUACUUUACAAGUUCUAAUGUUAUUUAUCUUAUGUUAUACUUCUAUGCUUUUUUAUAUUUUAUUAUACUACUAAUUUGAGAGAGAAUCAGUAUUUUGAUUCUCCUGUAUGUUCUGUACAUAUAGUGAAUUGACAGUAAAAGGCUAUUUGAUUUGA
Messenger RNA from Polypterus senegalus (gray bichir), 2388 nucleotides. Its product is annotated as gastrula zinc finger protein XlCGF17.1-like. Gene Ontology annotation, molecular function: RNA polymerase II cis-regulatory region sequence-specific DNA binding; DNA-binding transcription factor activity, RNA polymerase II-specific. The record is from RefSeq and is a predicted model, not a curated record. The coding region runs from base 286 to 1698 and encodes 470 amino acids. NCBI's taxonomy places the organism in Eukaryota, Metazoa, Chordata, Cladistia, Polypteriformes, Polypteridae. The transcript has 4 exons. Gene Ontology annotation, biological process: regulation of transcription by RNA polymerase II.